UUGAAGAUUAUAAAGCAUGAAACCUGCUUACAUUUCCAGCUUACUCGGAAGCCUUCUAAGCGGCAGAUCUCAUACAAGGAUGAUGUGCUUGAAAAAUGCGAAAUUGUCGACGUAUCGGAACCGAAUCACACUAAUGAAGCGAAAAGUAAUGCGGAUCGUUCUACGGACUGUCCUCUUAUCGAUCGUUUUCCACCUGAAAGUGCCGAAGAGCUGGCUGUGAAUCCUCACAAAGUUGAUGAGCAAAAAGAGUUACAGGUCAGGCGAUGGAUACAAAAGAAACGAGAUCGUUGCCGGAGAAACAAGUUACUCUUACUCACCGGGCCAAGUGGUUCCGGUAAAACAGCAACAGUACGGGUAUUGUGCCAUGAGCUAAAAGUUGAUUUAAUUGAAUGGAACGCAUCGGAAUCUUUUGAAAUUUUCUAUGACAUGGAAGGCGACGAAGUGGUUUGUGAAGAAAGUCAAGUCAGUAGUCUACUUUGUCUUGUAUUUGAAAUUCUUUAUUCAAAAAAAGGUGAUUAUGGGAUUUUUUCAUAUGGUUGUUAUAAAAAAAUAAUUGGCCAACGCACGGGCCGUCCAUGCGAUGAUGCGUUUUUUGCAUAG
Messenger RNA from Gongylonema pulchrum, 600 nucleotides. The record is from the annotation of a GenBank genome assembly. Lineage: Eukaryota; Metazoa; Nematoda; Chromadorea; Rhabditida; Gongylonematidae.